Molecule: messenger RNA, 1566 nt
Organism: Rhinocladiella mackenziei CBS 650.93
Lineage: Eukaryota; Fungi; Ascomycota; Eurotiomycetes; Chaetothyriales; Herpotrichiellaceae
Exons: 5
Coding region: 1-1566 (521 amino acids)
Biological process (GO): carbohydrate transport; transmembrane transport
Cellular component (GO): membrane
Molecular function (GO): carbohydrate:proton symporter activity
Source: RefSeq, a predicted model, not a curated record
AUGGACAAAGAUAUCGAGACCAGCAAGGAUCCGGCGGCCAUGAUCGCUACCGCCUCUAUCGACGACAUCAACGCUGAAGCACGUGUUGCCGCAGACGAGGAGCAUGGCCAUUCUUUCUGGGAAGCCGUGAAGCUCUAUCCUUCAGCCGUCGGCUGGUCUCUUUUUUUCUCACUGGGUGUGGUCAUGUGUGCGUUUGACCCUCAACUUCUCGGUCAAUUGUACGCUACCCCAGCUUUCCAGCGCGACUUCGGCUAUCUGUAUGAUGGGAGCUACAUCAUCUCUGCUCCGUGGCAGACUGGAUUGAGCAUGGGUUCACCAAUUGGCCAAGUCGUGGGCGCAUUCUUCGCUGCCUAUCCAAUGGAAUGGUUCGGACGGAAGAAAACGUUCGGAGCUUGUGUCAUCCUCACGACCGGCUGUGUAUUUAUUCAAUUCUUUGCCCGGUCGCUUUCCGUUCUUCUUGCCGGCGAGCUGCUCGGAGGUUUAGUCUUAGGAACCUACGCCGUCAUCGCCCCGGCUUACGCCUCCGAGGUCUGCCCUUUGGCUCUCAGAGGUGUCCUGACGUCUUGCACGAACAUCUGCUUUGUCACGGGCCAGUUGAUUGCCAAUGGAGUGAUCGCCGGAACUCAUAAGUUCGACAAUCACUGGGCUUAUAGCCUCGCGUUCGCGAUUCAAUGGGUGUGGCCAGCCAUCAUCUUGGUCGGCUUGCCGUUUGCGCCAGAAAGCCCGUGGUGGCUGCAAAGACAGGGUAGAUUUGAGGAUGCCGAAAAGUCUCUUAAACGUCUAGCUUCCUCCAAGGUUGAUGUGAGACCCACCUUGGCCAUGAUCAUUGAGACGGAUCGACUGGAGAGAGAAAUGGAGUCUGGUUCGACAUAUUGGGAUUGUUUCAAAAAGAUCAAUCGUCGCCGCACUGAAAUCGCCGUGGGCGUCUAUACUAUCCAGGUCCUCUCUGGGAUUUAUCUUGUCGGAUACGCCACUUACUUUUUUACACUGGCCGGACUGCCAACUGAUCAAGCAUUCAACAUGGGUGUUGGAUUCCUUGCCAUUGGUUUCGUCGGGACUUGCCUUUCAUGGAUCCUGCUCAUCUAUUUCGGUCGGCGCAGAAUCUACAACGUCGGACUCGCACUACUAGCAGUUCUCCAAUUUAUUAUCGGAAUCCUCGACUGUGCACCCAACUACGAUAACCGACCUUCGAUCUCCUGGGCUCAGAGCGUCCUGAUGCUGAUCUGGAACUUUAUUUACGAUCUGUCCAUCGGGCCCGUGUGCUUCGUGCUUCUGUGCGAAGUCUCGGCGACGAGAGUCCGGGGCAAGACAAUCGCACUAGCUACCGCUGUGCAAGCUAUGGCUGGAAUUGUCAUGACAGUGGCGAUCCCAUAUAUGAUCAAUGCCGACCAAGCAAACAUGCGGGGAAAGCUUGGGUUCUUCUUCGGUGGCCUUGCGGCCCUGUGCCUUUCUUGGGCUUAUUUCAGGGUUCCUGAGUUGAAAGGAAGGACUUAUCAAGAAGUGGACAUCAUGUUCGAACGGAAUCUCAAGACAAAGGAGUUCAAGAAUUACGUUAUCACGAGGUGA